AUGAAGAUUUCAAUCAUUUGGCCAGCUUUUGCUAUCAGCGAGAAAGCCCGAAAAACAGGCUGCAAAUUAGAAGGAAUGCAGCCAGACGAAGAGCUUUUGUGGGAUUAUACCGGAUGCAGAAUUCCGGGAUCUUCCGAAAAGCUUUCAUUUAAAAGCUCCUUCGAAGCAUCAGUAGACUACCCUGUGUGCAAAUCUCAGGGAAGUUUUCAAUUGGGAAUUGAUUACAACUUCGAAUGCCAGAAAAGCGGAAUCCUGGUCACAUCAAACGACUCCGUGUUUGAACUCACUGAUCGCGCGGAAAAUAUCGAAGAAGACUGCAAAGCGAUUUCGCAUUGGAGCAAUCCUGGGGGUUCCAUUUUCCUGCCAAAAUGCAUGCAAAUUAAAGAAAACACAAGAAAUUGGAAUCGGGUUAUCAUAUCGCGGAAAGAAGGACCUCGCAAGUGGAAGUCAAAAACGAUCAUGAUCGAAUGUAGCGAUGAAGAUUAA
Messenger RNA from Oikopleura dioica, 486 nucleotides. The record is from the annotation of a GenBank genome assembly. Lineage: Eukaryota; Metazoa; Chordata; Appendicularia; Copelata; Oikopleuridae.